Annulohypoxylon maeteangense is the source of this 2361-nucleotide messenger RNA. Its product is annotated as riboflavin synthase domain-like protein. Gene Ontology annotation, molecular function: NADPH-hemoprotein reductase activity; flavin adenine dinucleotide binding; FMN binding. The transcript has 4 exons. The record is from RefSeq and is a predicted model, not a curated record. Gene Ontology annotation, cellular component: cytosol. Bases 12 to 2231 code for a protein of 739 amino acids. NCBI's taxonomy places the organism in Eukaryota, Fungi, Ascomycota, Sordariomycetes, Xylariales, Hypoxylaceae.
AUACUUUCUCAAUGUUCAUGAUGACUUCGGGGCUUGAUAAAGACCUUAACGACAAUGGAGAUAAAACGACGAAACUUGAGGAUAGGCGCAUGCUUAUCCUUUACGGCUCCGAAACAGGGAAUAGCCAAGACCUUGCCGGUGACCUUGAAAGGCUCGCUGAGAGACUACACUUUAAAACAUUUGUGUGUGAGGUGAACGAUGUCGAACUUAGUAAUUUACUACAAUACCCUUUGAUAAUAUUCGUCAUUUCUACCACCGGCCAAGGCGAAAUUCCUCGGAACGCAAUCAAAUUCUGGAAGAGCCUCCUGCGCAAACGACUACUACCGAACUGUCUACAGAAAGUUAACUUCACUACAUUUGGUCUUGGCGAUAGUUCAUAUACUAAGUACAACUGGGCAGUUAGGAAACUUCACAAACGUCUAGAACAGUUAGGUGCGACCGAGUUCUUUCCCCGUGGCGAGGCUGAUGAGCGUCACCAAGACGGCAUCGACGGCACAUUUCUAGCUUGGUCGCUAAGCCUUCGGAGUCAUCUUCUAAAAGAAUAUCCUUUACCCGAAGGCUUAUCGCCUAUACCCCCGGAAGUUCAACUUCCCCCCAAAUUCACAUUAGAAUUAGUAUCCAAUAUGGAUACGUCAGAUGAGCCAAUGCCUGACCGGGACACGCGAGAGUCUAAGGUCCCGGGCAAUCCAGACGCAGAUGGAGCUCUUGCUACCGCCACAUUACCAAGUGGCAAUUCUCAUCCCGUCUACCAGGAAAAAGCUCUUGAUAGAACUGCAGCGCUUUUCAGUCAUCCCGACACGCCUAACCCAAAUGCUCUGGAGCAGGCUCUACGGGCAGAGAGGAUGUCCAUCAACAGCAACACCUACGCUGCUCGUUUAUCAGAGAAUACGGCUAAGGUAAUUAAAGGCGGAAUAGAUACUCUGGAUAGACCUAAUGUACUGAGAGAUCAUCCAUCAAAGUACUCUCUAGAGGAUUCGAGCACUAAGGAGGCACUUCCUCCCGCAGAUCUUCUUCCUAUACCUCGAUCAUGGUCCGCCACUCUCGUAGAGAAUCACCGAGUUACCCCUGCUUCUCAUUGGCAGGAUGUUCGCCAUCUAGUCUUUGACGUCCCUUCACAGCCAGACACUUCUAGAAAGGGAGACUUGGGCCUCUUCAGUUACGUACCUGGCGAUGCAGUCGUCAUCUACCCCAAAAACUUUCCCGCGGAUGUGCAAGCGCUGAUCGAUUUGAUGGGUUGGCAAGAUGUCGCCGACUUGCCUUUUGAGCAUCGUGCAGCCCAACUGCACAUGCUAUAUACACAGCCUAGAAAUUGCCAUCCGCUUACUAAUUCUACCUUACGACAACUCCUACUCCAUAACUACGAUAUCACCGCCAUUCCUAAGCGCAUCUUCUUCCAAGAGAUCGCGUUCUACACCAACGACGCUACGCACUCGGAACGGCUCAGGGAAUUUUCAAACCCCAGUCUAUCAGACGAAUUCUACGACUACACAUCCCGUCCUCGACGCUCCAUUUUAGAGGUCCUGCAAGACUUCCCGUCAGUCAAGAUUCCUUACGAGCAUGUUCCGUCCAUCUUCCCCGUCAUGCGUGGUCGGGAAUACAGCGUUGCAAGCGGCGGUUCGCUUCUUAAGAGUGGAGAUAAUCACCAGGUCACAAGGGUUGAGCUCUUGGUAGCGUUAGUGAAGUACAAGACUGUGUUACGAAAAACCCGGCAGGGACUUUGCUCUCGUUAUCUGGCAUCACUAAGUCCCGGAACUAUCAUCAACAUGACUCACAGGGAGUAUGACACUCUACAGACGGAGCUCAUUCGUAGACCGCUCCUAGCGAUUUCCCCGGGCACUGGCGUUGCUCCAAUACGCGCUCACGUUUGGGACCGUCAUGAUUACGCGGAUGCCGGUGAUAUCCUCUUGGUCUACGGCGGACGAAAUCGCGACGCCGACUUUUACUUUAAGGAUGAAUGGGACACAUUCGGCAUCAAGGUUCUCACGGCAUUUUCCAGGGAUCAGGCGGAAAAGAUCUAUGUACAGGACCGUAUCCGCGAGAACGCACUAACGAUCUGCGAUAUUAUUCAGAAGAGAUGCGUGAUCUUUAUCUGUGGAAGCUCGGGGAAGAUGCCGGAGGCAGUUCGUUCAGCCCUGUACGAUGCUAUGGUGAUUGGAAAAUUGGCUCCCGACCGAGAGGUGGCCAAGAAGCUGCUACACUCGCACAAUCCCAUGUGGGAAGAAGUCUGGUGAUGUGGAGGCAAAUUGAUAGCAAUUAUCUAUCCGGACUGGGUUAACUGAACCACUGUACAAGUUGUAGCUGUCUUCGCUAGGCUAGAAACUAUAUGGGAUGUAAUAAAGAGCAUCUCGAAAAUUGCCCAAA